Molecule: messenger RNA, 1113 nt
Organism: Capronia epimyces CBS 606.96
Lineage: Eukaryota; Fungi; Ascomycota; Eurotiomycetes; Chaetothyriales; Herpotrichiellaceae
Product: retrograde regulation protein 2
Exons: 1
Coding region: 1-1113 (370 amino acids)
Biological process (GO): DNA replication; DNA damage response
Cellular component (GO): nucleus
Molecular function (GO): double-stranded DNA binding
Source: RefSeq, a predicted model, not a curated record
AUGCCUCGAGCCGAAGUUGGGUCGGCGAAGUACAUCGCCAACAAGAUGAAGUCGAAAGGGCUUCAGCGGCUGCGAUGGUACUGCCAAGCAUGUCAGCGACAAAUGCGAGACGAAAAUGGCUUCAAGUGCCAUGUUGCGACCGAAUCGCAUGUCCGCCAGAUGCAGUUGAUUGGCGAAGACCCACGGAAAGCCAUCAACGACUUCUCGAACCAGUUCUUAAGAGAUUUUAUACAAUUGCUACGUACAGGUCACGGGGAGAAGAAGGUCAACAUGAACCAAUUCUAUCAAGAAUACAUCUCGAACAAGGAGCAUAUUCACAUGAAUUCGACGAAGUGGGCCAGCCUGACAGAGUUCGCCAAAUAUCUGGGCAGAGAGGGGAUAUGCCGCGUGUACGAGGACGAGAAGAACGAUGGACGCCCAGGUGCAAGCGGCCUGCUCAUCAGUUGGAUCGACAAUAGCCCGGACGCACUACGCCGACAGGAGGCGCUGAAGAAGAAGGAACGACAGGACCGUGGUGAUGAGGAGCGGGAACAGAGGAUGAUCCAAGAACAAAUCCGACGAGCGAAACGUGAUGGCACUGCUUACAUUCCAAACGAUGAGAAGACCCUUGAGGACGACCCUGAUGAGCCGGUGGAUGGUAUUGGUAUCAAGCGCAAAGACGGGGAGAAAAUCGUGCUCAACUUUGGACCCAAAAGGCAAUUGCCUGAGUCAUCUAAACCUCCCACACCGCCGUUAUCGGACGACGACUCCGCAUCCGACGAAGCAAAGGACAGCGCAGCAUCCUCGUCCCCGCCAGAAGCUCCAGCCGCGGCAGCUACACCCGACGUGACUGCGUUAUCACACCUCUCUGACUCGACACCAAAGCAAUCCGUAAGCCAGGCCCCCAUAUCCAUGUCUUUGGGCGUGGCGUCAAACAAGCCCAAGAAUGUCUUUGCUGCAGCAGCCAAGAAGAAUGCGUUAGCUGGCACAAGGAAACCGUUACAGUCCAACACAACAAGACCAAUGAGCGAGGCCGAGCGGAUAAUGAAAGAAGAACUCGAGCGGAAGCGACAACGUGAAGCCAACGGCUUCAAGUCCGGCAGUAACGUGUUCAAGAAGCAGCGGCUUGCAUAG